Messenger RNA from Mizuhopecten yessoensis (Yesso scallop), 6835 nucleotides. Its product is annotated as epithelial splicing regulatory protein 1-like. Gene Ontology annotation, cellular component: nucleoplasm; ribonucleoprotein complex. The coding region runs from base 816 to 3008 and encodes 730 amino acids. The transcript has 13 exons. Lineage: Eukaryota; Metazoa; Mollusca; Bivalvia; Pectinida; Pectinidae. The record is from RefSeq and is a predicted model, not a curated record. Gene Ontology annotation, biological process: regulation of RNA splicing. Gene Ontology annotation, molecular function: mRNA binding; 3'-5'-RNA exonuclease activity.
CACGCUCGAAGGGACUGUCGCUGGAAGGCGGUACCACCAGAUUGGCAAACUAUAUACGCCGCCGUAACAGCCCGGCACCCACGGGGAGCAUAUUUUUUUCUCUCUGGAUUAUCAGGUGUGAAUAUCCCGGGGGAUAAAGCUAUCCAUUUAACCGAUUACAGGCCGUAUAUAAGUAAGGGAUAUGGAAUGUAAAGCUCAUAACCUGUUACUGACUACUGGAACACUCGUGCGGCUCUGGGUAUUCUGUGGUCUGUUGUUCUCUGUGUCAACAUACCUACUGUAGUACUUACUACACAUACCUGGACUAACUCGCUACUGUUGUCUUGUCUGAUUUAAGGAUUAUUUAUCGGAUCAAAAAUUUGCACUGGAAAUAAUAGACACACACAGUGGUUCUUUAUGUGUUUCAGGUGUGUUGACACUUCUUCUCGCCGCGCUCCCACAGAAGAAAUUUUAAACCCCAGUUUUUGGUUUGUCUUUAGGUAAACCCUACCUGGACGUUUUGUAUUUAAAUGAUCUUCUUCAUUGAUUAGCACGACUAUUGUGAACAAUUUAACACCGUAACAGCUUAUUCAGGAAACUGUACCUAUUUUAGUGUUAUCUCUUUUCGGAACUGUGCGUGCGCAGGGAGUCCCUUACUGCCACGUUAGGGCAAACCUCUGUCUGGCCAAUAAGAUUGCUCAGGGAUAAAAAGAGCGCGCUAUCGUCACAGCUGGUUGGGUCGAGUGACAAAACAUUUCGUUUGCAUUAGUAUUGCUUAUACAGGUGAGGAUCGUACACCGGUGUGGAUGUGUGCCUUAGUGUGACACUUAACCAGCAUGGCUGCCUCACACCUUCUUAUAUGUUUCUGUGCUACGGCAGGAAAGAACGGAGAAGAUUUAGGAGUGGACGAACAACAGAUAGUCGUAUUUGUAUCUCUACUUUUCGAUGUGACCAAUUGCAAGGUAGUCGCCGUCCAACACCAGUAUGUUCGGCCUCAGCCAACAGAACUAUCAGAAACUAUCCUUACUGAAGACUGUAAGCUGGAGACAGGAUUAGAUGAGGAUGCCAUAAAGAAUUCUCAACCCCUUGAACACGUUCUCGAUGAGUUCGAAAGAUUUCUCUCGGCAAAAGGAGUACAUCCGGAGAAUGGCGGCAAAUCUUUUUGUCUAUUAACUGAUGGACAGUCACAUUUACGUCAGUGUCUUCAUCCCGAGGCCAGUAAUAAGAACGUUACCAUACCAAGUUACUUUAACAAAUUCUUUGAUCUUAGGAAACAGUUCAGGAAGUUUUACAAAACGGACAAUAUACACAACAUUAAAUCAAUGAUAGAUUAUUUAGGAUUACAGGAAGAUCAUUCUGUAGAAUAUGGUGUCCGACAGGUACAAGAGAUGGCCGGCAUUGUGCAGCGACUCAUCAAUGAUGGUCAUACAUUUGUCGAACCGGACGUGAUUAAUGAAAGACUGGAACCGGGAAUCUGUUCUAAGAGCGAUAUCGUAGACGACAACACAGUUGUACGAGCACGUGGGUUGCCGUGGCAAUCAUCGGACCAAGAUAUUGCAAGGUUCUUCAAAGGACUCAAUAUAGCCAAGGGAGGCGUUGCCCUUUGUCUCAGCCCCCAGGGCCGGAGGAAUGGAGAAGCCCUAGUCAGAUUUCAGGACGGAGAACACCGAGACUUAGCCCUGAAAAGACACAAACACCACAUCGGACAACGGUAUAUCGAGGUGUACAAGGCGUCUGGCAAGGAUUUCGUCGACGUAGCCGGAGGAAGCAACACUGAGGCUCAGGCUUUCCUGUCACGUGGCGGACAAGUUAUCAUACGCAUGCGUGGACUUCCAUUCACAUCGACGUCACAACAAGUGCUAGAAUUCUUUGCAAGAGAACCCAAUCCAUGCACAGUUCUGGACGGCGAGGACGGAAUCCUAUUCGUACACUACCCAGAUGGACGAUCUACUGGAGACGCCUUUGUGCUCCUGGCUUCCGAAGAUGAGGCUAGCAAUGCCCUGAAAAAGCACAGGGAGAUCAUGGGAACUCGCUACAUAGAGCUAUUUAAAAGCACAACAGCAGAAGUACAACAGGUUCUGAACCGAAGCAUGGACCCACGCAACCCAGAACCUCUUGAAACGCAGUUACCUCCUCUGAUUGCACAAAUUCCCCAACAGACGGCUCUGCCCUACAUUCCCCAGAAUAUGAUCACGAGUGGCACAAAGAGGGAUUGUGUGCGUCUACGCAAUCUCCCAAGUGUUGCCCAGGUGACAGAUAUCUUGAAUUUUCUGGGAGAAUUCUCGCAAUUCAUUGUCUACCAAGGAGUGCAUAUGGUUUAUACUGCUCAGGGAGAACCUUCGGGCGAAGCCUUCAUUCAGAUGGACUCUGAGGAGGCUGCACAGCUAACAACGCUGAAUAGAUAUAAGAAAGCUAUGAUUUUUGGCCAGAAGAAGAGGAUAAUCGACGUGAUCCAGUGCUCGGGGGAGGACAUGAACCUUGUACUUACCAGUGGUAUUGGUGGCUUCCCUCCGGCUAUGCAACAAGCUACCCUCGCUCCACAGCCACAUACCCAACUUUUACAGCGCCAGCUUAUAUCUCAAGCCAUUCAUCCUGCCCCUACAAUGAUACCGACGUCGGCGCUAACAACACCGUCGCUAUCAUAUGCUCACUUGCCACAACCCUUUCAGACAGCCUUUCCACCAGCGACCAUGCCAACAAUGCAACCGCGACCGGCGUAUUACCCGCCCAUAAUAUACUGGUACCCUAGCCCUCCUAUCUCUCCACAGACUAUAGUUUCACAAACAGGGCCUUGUCCUGUCGUCUUGCGAGGCAUCCCUUUUAACACCUCCAUGCAAGAUUUAAUGAAUUUCUUCGGUGGCUUUCCAGAGGUAACACCUGAGAGCAUACAACUUCAGGCGCUACCUGACGGCAGACCUAAUGGGGAAGCUGUGGUGACAUUUGUAACGCGUGGUGAAGCUGAACGUGCAAUAAUUCAACUAAAUAAAAACACCAUUGGGAACUGUGUCAUCGAUCUAUUUCUUGUGUGAUAGCCAGUGCAUGUGGACCUCAGCUGAAGACUUGGAGGAUUUUGGAUGUUUUUAGCAUUUCCAUGGACAGUAUGUGAUUAUCAGAGUAGCGUGAACUCGAAUUUGACAUCAACAUGUAUGUGUGGAUAUGUACAUAUAUAUGUAUGAAUGUGUAUGUGUGUUGUAAAGGACUAUGAUUAUACCAUUUUAUUUGGAAUCGUAUGAUAUUCCACCAGCCAAAACAGCUCAAGCGAGUCAAUGUCUUGCCAUGUCUCAUACACUUGGUCCUAAUGUAUCAGCCAGCCGAAAUGUCCCCUUAUACAAACAAAAAGUGCAAAUUCAUUAAUUGUUAUUAUAAGCAAUAUGAUUUAAUUCCUCUUUAACUGAUCUAAAAAAAGUAUAAAAAUAACCACUUUGUGCCUUUGACUAAUGAAAAUCAAUUUCAUAAAGUAAAAGAAUACCUCGUAAUAAAGGUCUGUGUUUCCAGUGUUAAUGUAAACGGGCAUUUUGUGUCAGGGUUGAGUACAAGGAUGGCAGUGUAUUUAGACUGUGAGCGAGUAGAACUGUAGUUUUAACAUAUUUUGUAGAACUUUUAGUAAGCAUAUAUAAGUGCCUUGCUUUUUUCUUUGAUCACCAGUAGAUCUGAAAUCGAGAAACUAAUAUUUUCAGUUGCUUCAUUUCAGAGAGUUACUUGUACAUAUCAUUCCAUGACAUUAUGAUGUUUUAUGUAAUAUUUGUUUAACUUUUAUUUGUUGUUUUAUCGCUCGAUAUGAAGGCAUUUUAUUGUCGUUGUUAUUUUUGUGCGUUUAAUAUUUCAUGUUUUUUUAUCGUGCACAUACGUUGAUUUCAGUGUAGUUUCUAAGUGUAUACUAAUCUGAUAGUUUGUUAACCUAGAAUAUAUAAACAGAUAUUAUACACGUGCAAAAAAUCUUUCAUUGGAUACCUUAUAUAUUCGGGUGCCGUAAAGAAAGGAAAUCUAGACGUUAAUAUAAUCAAAUGUGAUAUCUAGUCACUAUGUUUAAAUAUGACCUCUACGUAAAGAUAUACGCCUUUACCUACGUAUACUGAACAUGUAUACUGAUCAACGUAAUUUCAAAUUGAUGCCGCGGUAAAUAAACGUAAAUGAGAUAUUAGAGUGUAAAUGACUGUACACUGGCUGGUCUCCAGUUGAAUAAGUGCUACUUUGAAAACUUUGAUCAGGAAUAUUUGGGCCAAACUUGACAACGUGAUUUGCUGGAUAGAAUUUAUUCACGUGCAGAAUCUCGAUUUACAGUAAUUGAUAUAUAAAUAACUUCAUUGUUUUUUGCACAAGAUCUUAUUUUUAUAUAAAUUAUUUGUGUUGCAAUAUUAGGAACCAAUCAAAUUCACCCGUUGUGUUUCGUUAGUGAUGAAGUCAUAUGUAAAAAUAAUUUGUUCAGGAAGAAUAUAUAUUUUAUGUUUAUAUACUUAAUUAUAUAUAUAUUGCAUAUAUAUGGUAGAAUCUCGCGCUGUGAAUGUGAGAUGAAUAUGUUCCAGUUUUCAUUAAUAUUUGUAAUUAUUUGUACAUAUUUGUAUGACUUAUAAUAUAUGGUUCAUGUUACAAUAUGCAAAUGAUGCGACAUUAGAACGAUUUACAUUCCAAUCAUUUAUGUAAAUGCCAGCAUAUAGCUAUAAUUAUCACAUGAAUGCCUGUCAUAUACAUUGUGCAAUACUGUAUAAACAUGUACGUGACGUAAUACUACAGCAGCAGCUCUCAGUAGUUGAACUGUUGUUUGUCUAAAAUUUAUGUAAUUUUCAAUAAAUUAUUGAUCGUAUUUUAUACACUUAUUUCAUUUUUAAUUUAUGUUCAAUGACGGUAUUCCUAAGAACGCAAACAUAUUUACUGUUUAUCAAUUGAAUAUAAUUGUUUGUCAAAAUUUUAAUUUGAAAAGAUAAAGAACAAUUAAAUUUCACAUUUACUAAUCGUGUUGUGGUAAAUUCCAUACCUUAACUGGUGAAUGGCUACUGGUGUAGUUUUUAAGUCACGUGGUUUGUGAUCCAGGUAAAUGUAGUGGAUAAGCUGUGUGUAAAUGUUUGUGACACUAACAGUAUUUUGGUACAAUGGUUGCUGGUAAGCGGUUUGGCAUGCUGAUGUGGUUGUUGUGCACGUGUGUAUUUGGGGUACCAUAAAGGGAACUUUAAGCACCGACAGCGUGCCAAAAUAUUUACAUUUAUUUAGGAAAAAACAUUUCGAUAAUCAUUAAUCACUGAAACAGUUCAUAAAAAGAAAUGAAAGAAAAAUAGAAUACAACAAUAAAUAUAAUUUAAAAAAAUGGAAGUUAUGCAAAUAUCCCUUGAUGGACCCCAUGCGUUUAUGUUUAAUAGGUUGUGACGGGAUUUUGAGGAAAGAUCAUUAACAAUCAUUCCGGUAUUAAGUUUGCACAGAGAAGGGUAAUUUUGUAACUAUUUACUCCUUUAUUUCAGGCUUUCAUCUACGCAUUAAUUAAGAUAUGAAUUAAUUUAUGUUGUAAUACAAUGCUUAUAUUUGUUGAUAAAUGAUGUAGAUACCUAUAUUACCUUAUAUAUAAAUAUAUAUUAGCAUAUAGCUUUAGAGAUUUACAUAUAAAAUGGCAAUAAACAAUCUAGUUUGCAUUAUUGGUGGUGGUUGCCGGGUUUUGGUGAUUGGUGACGGCUUCAGCUUUGUUUUCUAUCACUGUAUUUUAGAAAACUGCGCAUCACACGGUCAGUAUGACGUCAUCAUUCGUAGCUGUUAAUUUUCGUUGGACAAUUAACGACCUGAAGUUACGCAUAUUUUGCUUGCGUCACUGAAUUUGCAUAUCAAUAACAGAACCAGCCUUGUUCUGAUAAUUGAAGGGUUUGGGACUAAUACAGUUUUUAUAUUACGUAGAAUUCUUACGUAGUGGUUUGGGUAACAUUUUGAGAUAAUCUGUGAUAGCAUUAUUUAGUUUACGUUAUAUCAUUGUUUUCUAAGAAAUUUUAUUUUUAACUUCAAUUUUAUUCCUAAACAAGCAUUACUGAAGAGAAUAAUACUCUUUUGUUUUACCGUAUCUUUUAUUUUGUUUCUUUAAUUUAUUACAAAUUAAAAAAAUGUAUAAAAAUACCACUGUGAUGCGCAAUUUUCAAAUUACGUUACUGGAGGAAAGACGACUCCAUUUUUGAGACGAUCACUUCAUUGAGGUGAAGGCUAAACUGAUGAUGUGGAUCGGUCGAGAAGCCUUUUUAACGGAAACUUAAAAAAAAAACAUUAUCUGGAAUGGACUUAACAGAGUGAUCUGCAUAUAUUCUACUUUUGCUUUUACAAGAUGCAAGAUGGUUAAAAGCUGUUGUGUGCCAUAUAUAAUAUUUUGAAAAAACGCCAAAUACUCAUCGUAGACUCUACUUGAAGGGCCAUAACUAGUCACAUGGCCACUCAAUAGUGUUCAAAUCUUGCCACGAGUCCUACUAUUGACCAGUGCAUUUGUCUCGAUCGGGCUCUCCGGUCAUUCUUGGCAGCCAUAGGCCAUCUUGCUAGCGUCCCUGUGCAAUACAAUCCCGUCUGCUGACUAGGAUUAUUCAGGGUCAUUCAGGCGCAUGCUGCUGAUAUAAUAACUAGUCAAAUUGAGAAAGAUAUCAUUCCGUUCACAAUUUGCAUGUGUUUUUAAUUAUUUAUUCCAACAUAUCACUUUUAAAUGUUGCUUUAUUUUUUUCUCUCCAGACGUAACUUUUAUUCAAGGAAAAACAUAUCCUCGUAUCUUUUAGUACGACUAAAUAUGUUAUUAUCAUUUCACGUUUACGAGCUGUGUUCACCUUUUGUGUUCAGUCAUGGAGAGAGUUUGUUGAUAAUGUAUCUUAGUUAUUUGAUUAAUAAAUUCUAUUUCAAAAGGAUAUAC